AUGUUUGGAAGCCUAUUCACGAAGAGCUCUCCCGGCCUCUUCCCCAGCACACACUUGCUUCAGAACGGAGAUGCCGCCUGGGCCCUGCACGAUAAUCGCUGGUACCGCGUCCGCGUCACAGCCGCGUUCCCACCGACCAAACGCGGAGAGACGACGACGUACACCGUGUGGCACUGGAACUUGUUCAACAAGGAUUUCGGAAGCUUGACGACUGAGAGCGGCGCGCUCGCUCUGGAUGAUGCCAAUACGCGCUUGUGGUUGAGGGAAUGUGUGGGGAAGGACGGUGUAGUCAAGACAGACUGGCCGGCGAUGGGGCAUUGA
Molecule: messenger RNA, 321 nt
Organism: Peniophora sp. CBMAI 1063
Lineage: Eukaryota; Fungi; Basidiomycota; Agaricomycetes; Russulales; Peniophoraceae
Source: the annotation of a GenBank genome assembly